GCAAACGCCACCAUCGCGAAGGCAUCCUCGGGGUAGGCACAUGUCCACUGUCGGGCGUCGCUGAUUGGCCAAGGUGGGUUACAAGCUUCAAAGAGACAUGAGCGGAGGUGGAUCAGGAGAGCGCUAGACUGGGAAAGGACGGCCCAAGGAAGAGGAGCCGCACUAGGGAGCUAAUAGGUCCGCUGAUAGCUGGAUCUAGAUCGUGGUCGUGAGGGGCAGCGAGUAUGAACGAGUGAACAGAACCUGGACGCGUUGGUUGAUCAUGGGAGAGGGGUCGUGAGAGCAAGAUGCGACGCCAGUGAGAACCAGGGCAGUACGCUACCAGCUCGAACGCGAAACAUGAAUGCAUGUACGCAGCCCUAGUUUGAAGCUAACAGCGCUGGAGGACUGCGGGGAGCGGAAGGAUGGAUUGGAGAACCCAAGAGCGAUAAGGGAUAGGUCAGUUGAGGGCUUAUGUCAGCGAUCUUCGGGUCCGCCUAGCCUGAUUGGGACAGAGCGCCGUGGGUAGGCGCGCGGUUCAUUAGUUGUGUUCAUUCAUGUUUCUACGCUCGCCGACAACAUCUUUCACGACGUCGAGACUAGAGUCCCUCUGCACGCCCCGCUGAUACACAGGGCGACGACGAGAACAUCGAGAAGCGAACGAUUCGCGUGCCUGGUGAGAGCACACGAGACAGAAUAGACCUCGCGCUUCCAACUAGGAAGCCCUCUUCUGCCCGCUCUCUCGCUUGCAUCGCUCGUCCAUUGUUCUCCUCUUACCUUCAUAUACUUCCUCUUCCACGUCUUUCUUGCACAACUUAACAUAUUUGCAGAAUGGCGUCCGGAGACAUAGACAAACCCACCGCAUCCUCGCUCUCCAUCUCGCUCGCCCCAACGUCAAGCUCGCACCCAUCGUCCUCCCACUCCUCGUCUCCAGAUUCGCCCGUUCAUGGCUUAACAUACCCUCCAUCACUCCUCCCCUCCCUCCCAAUACUCACUCAACGACCGCCACCCCACGAACCCAUUCGCGUGCUCUCCGCCUCGCAAUUUCGUGACAUUCACUUGGAGUACUUGACCUCACACGCCCCCGAUAGUGUCAUCUUUCCGUUCCUACACGGACUAGAAGGGAACAACGAAGCCCAGAACGCGUUCUUUGCGAACGCGAGCAGUGCUCCCUGGAAAGACACCCCCAAGGUCGAGUGUGAAGACGGUGCGGAAGGACGGGGCAACAAAGGGCGUAUUUACCCCGAGAUCCCAAGGUUCAGAGGUCUCGUUUGGGUUGCUGCGAACCAUCCUGCUCCCUCUACUUCUCCCAUAUCACCCACCUCUGCCUCGCAGAAUGGAUACCACUCUGAGGACUAUAGUGACUCUUCGUCUACCUCGUCUGAGGACGAUAGCGAGGACGAACUGGAGGUCUGCGAUGACUACACUGCUAUGAAUGGUAUGCGCUCUAUUGGUACGAUAAACAAUAUCGCGAGUAUGUCGUCUACUGGUGUGGCUAUGGAAAUUGAUAUGGAUAUGGAUAUGGAUGGUGUGGGUGAGUUGGAGAGGGAGAUUGAGGUCGAGAUGUCGGCCGAUCCGGCGUUGAAGGGACCUGUGGUCAAAGUCCCACCCUUGAAUUCCAAGGAAGAGAAUCAUAUGCAUCCAGUUCUCGGUACGCCUCACUUACAUUUCGUUACGAAAUCCAAGAGUGUAUUAACCUCUUUCAUGUACACAGAACGGACCCACAUCCACGAAUCUAGAGAUCGCCGCGCCUCAACGACUUCCACAUGCACGACUUUAACUGCAUACUCGUCCACAACGGAUGAGUGCCCAUCACCGACCUCCGCUUCAAGUUCAUCGCCUACCACCCACGAAUCUCCUUCCUCACCCACCUCGCCGCCACUCACACCUCCAUCAUUAUCAAACUCACCCUUCUCGCCGCCAGCAUCACCUGUACUACAGACGCCUCCAUCCGUAGCUCCAAUACCUAUCCCCCAUUCAUCGCAACCUGGCAAGAUCAAUACAUCUAUUCCCUCUGCACGUCAAGCUGGAUCGAUAUCGUCGAAAUCGCCACUUCCUCCACCGCUGCUUACGUCGACUUUUAAGCCUCACGAGUUGCUCAAGCCUGUUCCGCCCCCACAUCCCGCCCAGAGGAAAGAGAGACAUCCGUGGGGGUAUACGAAGGAUGGACGGAGAAAUGAGGUUGAGGUGAAGGGGUUGAAGGAGGCUGCGAGGAUCGUUGGGGGUGCUGGUCCUGUUUCUGAUUGCGGGAGUGGUGGUGAAAGAGAGGGUGGAAGCGAGUUUGUGGAUCUGAAAGUCCCCGAGGGGAUUAGUUUGAGGAACUUUGGGAUUCAAGUGCCUAUCUUUGUGACGUUGUCGGAUAUCGUCGUCUAUUCCCCAACGGGGGACACUCAAUCUGCAGUCACGCUCGCUCAGAGGUUCAAGGAAGCUAUAGAGAAAAAGUACGAGGAUCGACUGGCUAGGAUUCGAGCUCAACUACGUGGGGACACUGAGGGCGAUGAUGGGGCAGGUGAGAGUGCAACGCCCAGACCGCGGAAUGCUCGUCGACCCGCAUCUACCUCGCUAUCUGACCUGAUGCCGGAAGAACAAGAAGAGGCAGAUCGUCUCAUCAAGUACAACGUCUUUGUGCUCGACGCCACCCCCGAAGAGAUCUACGAGAAACUCGAGCACUUGGUGACGAGAGUGGAGGACGUCAGUGUUCCACAUGCUCAUACAGAUGGUACGGACGCCCAUACGAUUGGAGACCCCGGUACCCCGUCGUCUGCUUCGUCCUCGGAAGGGUCUAUGGAUGCAGACGUUGCUAUGGGCGUGGAAAAAAUGAAGGCGGAGAAGGAGAAGAGGAGGAAGAAGAAGGUCCUAAGGGCGAACACGAUCAACUUUGCUCAAAGGGAGAAGGAGGAGAUGAGAGAUUUGACGAGGGCUUCGGAGUUGUAUACUGCGUUCCCGCCUGAUCAUCCUCUUGACCCUUGUUCUCGGACACCGAGACAUCCUGAACACUCUCCUGCGGCUCGAUCGCCGAAUCCUCACAGUCCUCCGUCGUCGUCGUCGCCCCGUACGUCAAGUGAAGAGAGGAUCCAGGAGAUCAGUGGCAGUACGACUACAAACUUGUGGGACCCGAGUCUGGGUCAGAUCUUCCUGGGUAACGCGAGUGAUGUGCCGUUACCAGACGAUGACGAUACUCGGUACGAACGAGAGAGGAAACGGUUAAAGAGGGCCAAGCGGUUCAACGCCCAUCAUCGGUCCCAUCACCACCAUGAUGACCGUAUGGACGAGGAUGAGGACCAAGACUUGUCAGAGGAAGAGGAAGAGGUGUUCGAUUUUAGAACAAAUGACCCUGCGCAGGGAAUGGGCUUUGAUUUGUGCAUCGAGUGCGAUGAUAUGGCGCCGUUCCCUAGUUCUGCUCAGAUGAGAGCUGUCGAGGAACAUGUGGGGAUGUUGGAGCGCGUUUGGGCGGAGAGGUCUUUGAGGAGGUUUGAGAGGGAGCAUGUCCAUGUCCAAGGUCCUUCUACCUCUUCGAAUGAAACGAGGGGUUCGUCUGCGGAUGUACCUAUGGAUGGUGUUGAGGACACCGCUGGAGGAGGGGAUCAAGUUGACAGGGUGACUAUCCCACCUAGACCUCCGCCGAACGCCAAUGCCGUCGUUCACCUCUCUUUCCCUUCGUCGGUGUCGUACACUCCAAACUUGAUCCCGUUCAUAAACUGGUUGGAAAUGCUCGUCAAACCGGUCGGUGAACCCUUGGUAUUCGAUAUCGUCCGCGAACCCGAGUCGCCUCGAAUGGACAAGGACAAGGAUAGGGAAGGAGAAAGAGAAAGGGCUAAACCGCCGUUCCGUCGAGGUUCCUCUGCGGGUAACGGUGCACAGAACGGGUUUAGUCCUAGUUCCCUCCCUCCGCCCACUGCUUUCCAGAAUACCUUCUUGCCUUCUUCGCAUUCGUCGGGAAGUUCGCUUUAUCAGCGUGUUAGGUCCACUUCGGCUACGUACCCCAACCCUACAUCGACCUCUGUCUCAUCGACAUCAUCGUCUUCACGAUUCUCACCUGUUUCCCCCUCGUCUCGAGUCCCAUCCCAAGCAUACUCUCAUCACCCACACCAUCAACGACAACCUACCCCUCCGCCUCAACAUUUUCGUACACGCCCGCUCAAGAUCCUCAUUUACUCCGCAGAUGGGUAUACCGAGUCGUCCUCUCUUGCCCUUUGUCUCCUCAUGGCUCUGCGGAAACUGACUCUACCUGAGGCGUAUCUUGAGCUUCAGAUAGAGAAGAAGAGGAGUUUUUUCGUGUAUCAGAAUGAGGUGGGCGCAAUGAAGAGGGUCGAGGGGAGGUUGGAGAAGGAACGACAGCAGACUGGUUAUGGGUAUGGGUAUGGGUAUGGCGGGAGUUGGGGAAGGACGUCUGGGGGAGGUUGGACUUCGACUGUGGCCUUUAAUGGUGGAGGAAGGCCACCAGCGCAGAGUGUCUCAUUUGCUUCCCCGCCUUCAUCCUUCUUCGGUUCCUCCUGUUCCUCCGGACACACCUCGGCUUCCCGCACGAUGCAUAUGAACGAGACUCAAGUUGUCGCGGGCCACCAUCAGUUGAGCAGUUCGAUUCCGACUGAGAGUUCCGUGAAGAGUAUGAUGGGUAUUGCGACGAGAAGGCAGAGGGCGAGUACGAUGAGUGUCUUGCCGUCGUUCACGGACCAUCAGGCUUGGUUUAAUGACCCGAGGUUCGAUGGGAGUUUCCCGAGUAGGGUUUUACCGUUCUUGUACCUCGGAAACUUGAACCACGCAUCGAACGUUUACAUGCUCCACGCUCUCGGCAUCACGCACGUCGUCUCUGUAGGCGAAUGCGCUCUCGUCCCUCCACCCUCACACGCCCCAACAUCAUCCGCAGAACACUCACACACUUAUCCUUCUGCAUGCCAAUUCGUUCCUGGAAAAGGGCCCGGUGGACAUGGGUCGCUGUGGAUCGAGGAACGUGAAGGGCGGAUCAAGGUGUUGGAUAUCAAGGGUGUAUGUGAUGAUGGCAUCGACACUCUUGAACCGCAACUUGCGCCUAUAUGCGAUUGGAUCGAUCGUGCGAGGGCGGAGGGUGGGAAGGUACUCGUGCAUUGCCGUGUGGGUGUUUCGAGGAGUGCUACUGUCACUAUUGCGUAUGUUAUGAAACACCUCAACCUCCCUCUGGUUGACGCCUACCUCAUCGUCCGUUCCCGUCGUCUUUCGGUCUUGAUCCAGCCCAAUAUGCGGUUAUUGUAUAAUUUGCUUGGGUGGGAGGUCAAGCUUGCCCAGGAACGUGCUGGUGAUAGCAAAGAGAAACUCCGUCAUGAGUUGUCGCGUUGCUUGAACUGGCCGUAUCUUGCGAAGGAGGUUCACGCGUUGAACGAGAAAUACCUGCAUUAAUUCCCUCACGAAUUGUCGUCCUCAAACCUUCUUUUCGACAAGUUAUGGCAAUCGCCACUUGUUCAUUCAUCAAGCUCAAGGAACCCCCGCAAUAAUCAGCAUUUGUAUCAAGAAUGUAUAUCGACCACUUUAUUUGUUACUUUUCGUUCUCCAUCUCUUUUUUCGGUCCUGCACUGUAAAAUAUACAUCGUUUCAUUUCUCACUUUUGUUGUACCAUACAUGACGCACGUCUUCUCUCGUCUUUUUUUUCCUGUCCUGUUCUGUCUCGUAUUCUUCUCUAUGGAUCGGGUUCCCUUUGACCUCUUUCUCUCUGUCUCCUCAGCUCUCCACUGUCUUCUCGUCCUGAUUCCUGUGCCUUGUUAUAUAUUAGCUAGGUAUAGUACCAAAGAUAUCGUCUGUACAUCUGUUACCUUAGUUCUUGUGCACCCUGUUUUGGUGGGUGCCUUGUUGCAACCUGUACGUGAAUCCCCUGUGCUAUACAUAGCUAUAUACCGCUCUGUAUAUGUAUAUUCUGCUUUGGAACCUGCACUGUGUGCAACUCAAGAUGUAUACAAAGUCGUUUUACAGGUAUGUCCAAUGUCCAUUAAGUUCAAACGUAGUUCAUACAAGCCUUUUCCCGUUCCGAGACAUGUUUUUCCAUAUCUCCUUCAGCUGUCCUCGAGUCUUCUAAACCGAAAAUGGUCUUGAGUUGAUCCCACGUUGCAGAUCUUCCAGUAUCAUGUUGGGCCAUAACGUGAGCUCGACAGUCGGCGCAAUCGUAGACUUGGAGCAUGAGACUCUCGAGAACGUCUCUUCUGUCGAGGCAGCCCUUCUUCGGUCCGGGUGAAAUCUCAUAGGAAUCACGUAUAGCCAA
This is a messenger RNA of Somion occarium, 6205 nucleotides long. The record is from the annotation of a GenBank genome assembly. Lineage: Eukaryota; Fungi; Basidiomycota; Agaricomycetes; Polyporales; Cerrenaceae.